UCUGGCACUAUCAUCAACAUUCUCUACAGAUGCGUCAAGUCGUAAUCACAGUUCUACCUACGGACGUAGUGCGACUGAGAUCAAGACGCGACUUAACCUUGGUGAAUGCAACCAUGCUCUAAUCCGCACACCUCCAAAUUAGUAUGAUGAUAUCCAGCUUUUGACGCCAGCAGCAUCCAAGCCGCAGUAUUAUCUAUCUCCUCAACUGUCGAGUCAUUCUGUCGAGUCCAGAUGGCGGUCACCAAAUGGAUGACCGUGGUACAACAAUGUCUUCUUCGACGGACCUCAGCCUUCGAGUUCGCGCGCUUUCUUGAGGCUCACAAGGAUGAGGUCGACGGCAUUCGUCUCUUCGCCGCCUUGUUUGACUGUCGGGAGUCAUUUUGUGUCAAGGGCGACCCUCUGGUAUCUCUUUACAUUGAUCAUGUUGGAACAGCCGGCAUUGUCAAUAUGUCGCAAGUACUUGUCGCCCUCAUUCGGAAGUGGAACCUAGGGCGACCACCUAAGCCAGCCUCCCUUCUGGAUGCGUUCACUCAAACACUCCAAGACCUCACCAUGAUAUUCGUCUCCCCGAAAUACAAAGCAGAGCCUAACGAGGCUCUUACUUGCUUGUACCUCGCCACGAAAUGGUUGGCAAUCCUGCCAGACAGUCUGUCCGAGACUUCGGCGGAAGCAUCAACUCAAGAACAGAACUAUGUCCUAGAAGCCCUUGCAUUCCUUGUUACUUCUUUGGCGGCAACAGACCGUGGUCUGGAGGCCUUAUCCCAUCCCUCCCCAAAAUCAGGCUCCAGCUCCAAGCCUACGGCUAAACUCCAACUAUCAAUUCGCAAGUCAAUCGAACAGUGUCUAGCGAGAUCUUCCACCCUGUCGCCUUCUUCUGUUGAUCGUCUUGGUGCGGUGCUCAAGCACAUUACAAUGACGGAUGAUAUAUCCUCGCAACCAGGGCCUUCAUCUCAAGCAUCUGAGAUGCAAGCUCUACAAUUUCAGGUAUCAAUCACUGAUACCCAGAUAGUUGCGUCCAAAGCAGCCACGAUCGUCUACCUGGAGUCGCUACUUCUGACCGGUCAAACAAUCGACGAUAACAUCCUCAUCAGCUUCUUAUCUGCACGUCAUCAGAACGACUACCAGGCAGCCCUCAUUGACGUGUUUACCUCCUCCUUCGAGAUUCUCAAGUUUCAGAUGGCUUCUGGCGACUCUGCUCGUGGCCAGGAGCAAUGCACAGUCUUCAUACAAAACAAGCUUCCGGUCAUUUUAUCGAUGAUAAUGGCAUCUUCAUUCAACAGUUUCAACAUCGAGCAGACCCUCACAGAGUCAUGGCAUCAAGUUACAUCAACAUCACCCAGCCAAAAAAUUCUGAAUGUAGGCCAUCGUUGUCUGCACACGUGUUCUUUGUUACACCUAGUGACCCAACAAGCUGUCUCCCAGCUGAUUGGUGAUGGCAAUACUGAGACUUUGGCUCUCAGCAAGGGUCUUUACCUCAAGGAUGAUCUCGUGGCUCAAGUGCACGCCAAUGCCGCACGAGGCCCAAACCUGGUGCAAGAGCUGGUCCGCAGAGAUGGCAGCGCAGAUGGCAGCGCUGGUCCAAUCAGUCAGGCCAUCAUCGAGAUUAUGCAUAGUUAUUGUCAAACCAAAGAGACUCAAUAUCUCAAAGACCUCGCCAACGCUCUUCUCAAAAAGCCAAGUGCUAUCACUUGCAUCUCUCUGUUUGUACGUCCAUCCUACUGGCUCAGCCCACUUUGCGUCCUCCUUGACGACUGGCGCUGGGAUGAAAUUCACGGCGAGGCUCAACCAGUAUAUGAUCAGUUCGGUGCAGUAUUUCUUCUGGUUCUAGUCACUAAAGCAGUUCUCGGCCUGAAAAAGUCCGAUCUCGGAAUCCGCAAAAAGGACGGAUUCCUUGCGGAAUACCUAGAUCGAGAAAACAGCGAAUAUGCUUUGAGCGAGCUUUCUGAAGAGAAAUCGAAGCUUCUCGGCGAUUGGAUCAAUGCCCUUUAUAUCGCCGAAGGUCUGAGCGACGAUCUUUUCACGGACUGUAGUCCCCAUGACUUCUACCUCCUGAUUCCCACUUUGCUCCGCCAAUCUAUCACGGCUCAUCAAAGGGAAAAGCUGACUAUGGAGGCAUUGUCUGCUGGACUGGAGUAUCUGUUAGAACCGUUCUUACUACCAUCACUUGUGUCAGCAUUGAACUGGGUCGGCAACAUUCUCUCAGACAGCCCACCGCUUGCAGGAGCUGUGCUUCAAGUAUUUCUCAAAUCCCCCAGCAAUCCAGAAUCACAAGACAUACAUCAAACCAUUCUCGCAAAAGCGGCACCCACAUUGAGGAAACGGAUCGAACAUGGCCACUAUCAGGAGGAAUCUUUAGACACAGCCCUAAAAACCCUCCUGAAAUUCCCCGAGUUUUCAUUUGGACCUGAAAGCCAAUUAGUUGGCGCCUCUCCAGAAGGAGUUUUGUCCAGCUUACGAAACGCCAUUACAACGAUGCUGAGUGUUAUCAGUACACUGGACAUUGACAACACCAUGACCUCAUCUGCUCGAUACUCACCCUCGUUGGUGAAUCAAGCCAUCCGGUUCACGAGCCCGGCCAUGACACUGCAAACCCUGAUAUCGAUACUACUUCAGUUCAGCGAGUCACACAACUUCGUUCUAGCACUGGACCUGAUAUCGACCAUCAUCAGCACAUCCGAUUCAAACCUACGGGACAAUUUACGAAUACGAUAUAACACGCUCAGCCAACUCCUUCGACGAGGCGACACGCUGACUGCAGAAGCGAUUGUGCGGCUAUACCGACAGGUAGAGGCGUAUAGCACGGUUCUAACGGUGCAGGACAUGAGUCUGGAUCCGUUUGCGUUCGCACAGCAAAUGGCAAAUAUCGACACGGCAAAUCCUAGUCUGGACCCAGUGGUGGCUUCGACGACGGACCAGGCGCCCAUGGACAUGGAUAAUCUCCCAGGAGCUAGUCAAGGAGACGUGGUUCCAACGGAGGACGGUAUCGACCAAGUCCUCAAUGAGGCGGCGGCUAUGGAUGGAUUGAAGGAUUCUAUGGAUGGCUUGGACGGCGAUCUGAGUUGGGAUGCCCUGUACGGUGACGGGAGUAAUGAUAUGAACCUUGAGGAUCUGGAUGCCUUGGACCUUGACAUGUUCUAGUGGGUGUUACUGCGGCUGCUCCAGUACUGGUGUCCAUUGUGGGUUCUUUAUUGGUGGUGAUCAGCCGGCGGAAGACUAUAGAUUAUGGGUUGCACAGAUAGAGAUGUCAGAGCCUCUGUGAGUGGUUUAGAUUUCUGGAAUGGAUUCCCACAGACCAGAGGUUGUGGGAAUAUUUCUAUUCAAGUCUGCAG
Molecule: messenger RNA, 3329 nt
Organism: Exophiala mesophila
Lineage: Eukaryota; Fungi; Ascomycota; Eurotiomycetes; Chaetothyriales; Herpotrichiellaceae
Exons: 4
Coding region: 232-3138 (968 amino acids)
Biological process (GO): regulation of transcription by RNA polymerase II
Cellular component (GO): mediator complex
Molecular function (GO): transcription coregulator activity
Source: RefSeq, a predicted model, not a curated record